UCGAAAAAUUCGCGUCCACAUCGUUGACCGUCGGAAAGUUUUGUCUACCACUAUUUCUCUUCAAAUUUGCCAUGGCUCAGCAGCGCAUGGCCUUGUGGGCCGCGGAGGACAUUGAUGAAGAACUUCAAGACGUCGAUCUGUCGCUAGCGAUUGGGAGCUAUGGGCAGAACGGCUUUGACGAGGCGCAAAUACCUCCUCAAUUUGACGAAACUACCCUAAUAACAGCGCAGCAUAUGGCACAGCAAGCUGCUUUUGCCCAAAUUCCUGAUGUUGUGAAAAGCUUUAUCGUUCAUUUCCAUCAAGCAGUGCUGGACAACAACCUAAACGAGAUUACGAUUGCGUAUGAAAGUGGCUGGAACAAGUUCACAGAGAAGUUCUAUUCGCGGACAGAAUGGCCUGAAGCUGAAAUUAUUGCGCCUCUUGUUAACGACGAUCCUAUCUUCCUGAUUCUCUAUCGAGAGCUAUACUACCGACACGUCUAUUCACGCUUACAGCCCGACAUUGACGACCGGUUCCAUUCUUAUGAGAACAGCUGCGAGUUAUUCAAUUAUCUCCUCAAUUCUGAUGGUCCUGUCGAACUGGAGUUGCCUGAGCAAUGGCUAUGGGACAUUAUCGACGAAUUCAUCUACCAGUAUCAAGUCUUUUGUACUUGGCGAUCAAAAGUAGCAUCUAAAUCUCCUGAAGAACUUAGUGUGCUCGAGGAUGGAGGAGGGGUGUGGAGCUCUUACAGUGUCCUGAACGUCUUAUAUUCUCUCAUCCAAAAAUCGAAAAUACACUUGUAUAUUGAAGCUACGCAGCAGGGAAAGUCUGCCGAUGAAAUUGCUGAAAUUGUUGGGCCGUACGGUGUACGUCCGCUGUACCGAAUGCUGGGUUACUUCAGUAUCAUUGGGCUACUCCGUGUCCACGUUCUUCUGGGUGAUUUCACAUUGGCGUUAAAGGUGAUGGACAACGUCGAACUCAACCAAAAGUCACCCUUCACUCGGGUAACCGCUUGCCAUGUCGCUACAUACUACUACGUCGGUUUCUGUUACAUCAUGUUGCGACGGUACCCAGACGCUAUUCGCACAUUUGUGACGAUAUUGAAUUUCAUCAUGCGGAUGAGGCAAUACCAUACCAGGAGCUACCAGUAUGAUCAGAUCAGCAAAACAGCAGACAGGAUGUAUGCCUUGUUCGUAAUGUGUAAUGCGCUAUCGCCCAGUCGGCUCGAUGACAACAUUACCAAUGUCGCUAAGGAACGGUAUAGUGAACAGCUUGCCAAGAUGGUUAGAGGAGGUGAAGGUGCCUUGCCUGCAUUCGAAGAGCUUUUCCUCUAUGCAUGUCCAAAAUUCAUUAAUGCGACCUCUCCACCAUACGAGGAUCCCAAUGCCAUAGCACAGAUCAUUCAGGAUUCAUCGCCUGAUACCUACGUCGAUCCAGCUCACCGCCAACUACGUUUGUUCUUGUCUGAUGUAGUAACUCAGGCGCCAGUUCCAACACUUCGGAGCUUUUUGAAGCUAUACACCAGUCUCGGCUCUCAAAAGCUAGCAAGCUUCCUGGAUGUUGACGAGGAGGAAAUGAUUCAGGAGAUGAUGGUAUUGAAGCAAUGCAGUCGUAGCAUCAGCCGAGUAGGGGGAGAUAAAAUCAGUCUACUAGAUGGCCAGACCAUCACCACUAGUGACCUUAACUUUGUCAUUGACGAGAACAUGGUACAUAUAGCCGAAUCCACUGUUGGCAGGCGGUUCGCUGGCUGGUUCAUCAAGAACACUGAGCGUACUCAACGGAUAUUUGACGACCUCAAGAAUACCCCGCUUCCCACUCCUCCAAAAGGUGCCAUAAACAAUGUUAGCCCUGUUGAUACGUCUACGAAGCAUAGGCCAGCGGGGAAGGUCGCUUGGGGUAGCGUUACCUCAAAAUCUUGAGUACUUUGCUACUCCGGACCGGCAGUGUUGUUAUGAUAUAUCCAUGUACAUCGUAAAAUACAUUGCAGGAGCGGUUGAACCUUUGUACAGUUCUAAAUUUCCAAAAGAUAUCUCAUUUAGGUAAUUGUAUUAUUUUUUUGUAACACCCGCCGGCAAUUUUUCCAUCCUGGUUUGCUCCUCUAC
Messenger RNA from Desarmillaria tabescens, 2081 nucleotides. Its product is annotated as eukaryotic translation initiation factor 3 subunit 6. Lineage: Eukaryota; Fungi; Basidiomycota; Agaricomycetes; Agaricales; Physalacriaceae. Gene Ontology annotation, cellular component: eukaryotic translation initiation factor 3 complex; cytoplasm. The coding region runs from base 72 to 1898 and encodes 608 amino acids. The record is from RefSeq and is a predicted model, not a curated record. Gene Ontology annotation, biological process: translational initiation. Gene Ontology annotation, molecular function: translation initiation factor activity. The transcript has 11 exons.